AGUGUGUUUCCUCUACUUCCUGUCCAGGUCUGUACGAGCUGCUGUCACUGUUACCGUCUCAGCUCCAGAUGUAUGUAAAGAGUUCAGACGAUCGCUCGUUUCUCCACACCAUGUUCAGCUCCCGGAGCCUGCACUCGCUCGUCAAGAUCCAUGAGAAGCUGCAGCACUAUGAGGAAAGAUGUCCUGCUCCUGUAUUGGAAAGCGCUAGUGCUCUUGCUCAAGGACUGUCUGAAGAGCUCCAGAUGAAGCCUCUGAGUGCAGACAUCACCGAGCUGCUGAAGCUGCUCUCCAAACCUCAUGUGAAGAGUUUGUUGUCAGUUCAUGACACAGUGGCUCAGAAGAGUUACGACCCUCAGCUUCCUCCUCUCCCAGACGACAUCGACGAUGAUGAAGAUUCAGUCAAGAUCAUCCGACUCGUCAAGAAUAAAGAGCCUCUGGGAGCCACCAUUAAAAAAGACGAAAAAACCGGAGCAGUCACCAUCGCUCGUAUCAUGAAGGGAGGAGCAGCAGACAGAAGUGGGUUGAUCCACAUUGGGGACGAGUUGAAGGAGGUCAACGGCAUCUCGGUGGAGGACAAGAAACCAGAGGACAUCAUUAAGAUUAUGAUCCAGUCCGAGGGUGCCAUUACGUUUAAAGUGGUACCAGGUCCAGAGGCUGAGGGUCCAGCUAGUGAGCCCAAGAUGUAUAUAAAGGCGUUGUUUGAUUAUGACCCAGACAAUGACAAUGCGAUUCCCUGUAAAGAGGCAGGUAUGGCCUUCAGGAAAGGUGACGUUCUUCGGGUCAUGUCUCAGGAGGAUCCUACAUGGUGGCAGGCCAAAAUUGAGGGCGGAGCCAACCCUCGUGCCGGACUCAUUCCCUCCAAACACUUCCAGGAGAGGAGGCUUGCUCUUUGUCAGCCUUCAUCCAACACCCAACCUCAGAAGAUCUCUCGGAAACCAUGUCCUACAGGUGUGGGUUUGAAUGCGCUGAAGAGGAAGCUGUUAAUAUCUGACCCACAGCAUUUCAGCGUCACCGUCCCUCACACGUCUCGAGUGAAGAGGAAUCAGGAGAGUGACGGUGUGGAGUAUCACUUCAUCUCUAAACACCUGUUUGAAACAGACAUCCACAACAACAAGUUUAUUGAAUACGGUGAGUAUAAAGGAAAUUACUACGGAACGAGUCUGGACUCAGUCCGCUCAGUUAUCGCCAAAAACAAGGUGUGCCUUCUGGAUGUGCAGCCUCAAUGUCUGAAGCACCUUCGCACGGCCGAGUUUAAACCCUACGUGGUGUUCGUCAAGCCUCCGUCCAUCGAGCGUUUGAGAGAGACCAGGAAGAACACUAAAACCGUCUCAGGGAAAGGAGACAAGGACGUGUCCAAGGCCUUAACGGAUGAAGACUUUGAGGAGAUGAUCGGCGCUGCUCGGCUGAUGGAGAGUCAGUACAGUCACCUGUUUGACCUGGUGCUCGUGAACGAUGACCUUGCGACCGCGUUCGGGGAGCUGAAGCGGGCUCUGAGGAAGGUGGAGAUGGAGACGCACUGGGUUCCAAUCAGCUGGACGCACUCCUGAGGAACGCCACGGGACAGAAAAUGCACAGCGUUUUAAAAAUAAACGAGAGACGGAAGACAAAGGAAGAGGGAGAAGAGAUUUUUUUUUUAAGCUGACCGAACUUUCCUUUAGCCUAAAUCCGGUGACGGGGACGGUUCGGUGGGGGGGGGACGGGGGACUUUAACGGCGCUCUGACAAUUUUAUGAGCUCCUGCGACACUAAAAGAAGGAAUUUUGGGUUUGUUUUUGUGUGUUCUCGGUCAGCUCGGCCGGACUCGGGGCGAAGUGUCAGCGAAAUCGCACUCAGAACAUCGUUAAACACGGGAUCGUUUAGCGCAGCUGUCGAAGUGUGUGUUUACUCGACAGCCAGUCAGGCGGUCGUGCAGCAUGUGAUUUUAACUUUAAUUUAUAAACACCAAAGGGAUGAGUUUCUGUUUUGUUUGUUUUUUUCUUCUGGCUGACUCCAUUUUUUGCCGGAUUUUUGGGAAGUCUUAAAUUGCGAUUCCUUUUUUUUUUUUAAACCACACGAUGCCCAGGAAUGAGCUCCUCUUGGGUUUCUUCUAUUUAACUAGAAAAGUAAUAUAUUUUAAUGAUGUUCUGAGGUUUGUGUACUUUUUAUAAACAAAAAUAACCUCCUGACUUUUUUCGGUUCGGACUCUUUUGGAUCAGACACGUAUACAGGUGAUGGGUUUAUAUCUAUAAAUCUCUCUCUCUUAUCCCAGGUACACGGCAUCUCCACCUCAUUAAAGUGUAAAACUGUC
Molecule: messenger RNA, 2286 nt
Organism: Tachysurus fulvidraco (yellow catfish)
Lineage: Eukaryota; Metazoa; Chordata; Actinopteri; Siluriformes; Bagridae
Gene: mpp7a
Product: MAGUK p55 scaffold protein 7a
Exons: 14
Coding region: 69-1547 (492 amino acids)
Biological process (GO): protein localization to adherens junction
Cellular component (GO): plasma membrane; cell-cell junction
Molecular function (GO): protein binding
Source: RefSeq, a predicted model, not a curated record